GCUGAAGAGCCGUAAAAACAACUAUGGCGGCUGCUGAUUUGUAGUGGCCGAUGCUGGUAGCGACAGUGAUAGAAAAGUAAUCCGUUAUCAUCCUGCAACACACAACCCUAGCAUACAACCUAUAAGAAAAUCGGAACAUGUACCUUUACAACCUGACACUUCAACGUGCCACAGGCAUCACUCAUGCAGUGCAUGGGAAUUUUUCCGGUACAAAACUGCAAGAAAUUGCAGUGUCGAGGGGGAAGAUUUUGGAAUUGCUUCGUCCAGAUCCAAACACGGGAAAAGUUUACACAUUGUACACCACAGAGAUCUUCGGUGUUAUUAGGUCUAUGAUGGGCUUUCGCCUAACUGGAGGAUCAAAAGAUUACCUUGUAAUUGGAUCAGACUCUGGAAGGAUUAUCAUUCUAGAAUACAAUGCACAAAAAAAUUCAUUUGAAAAGGUGCACCAAGAAACCUUUGGCAAGAGUGGAUGCAGACGAAUUGUACCAGGCCAGCAGUUGGCAAUGGAUCCCAAGGGAAGAGCUCUCAUGGUUGCUGCAGUAGAGAAACAAAAGCUAGUUUACAUAUUGAACAGAGAUGCUGCUGCUCGUCUCACAAUUUCAUCUCCCCUGGAGGCACAUAAGUCUAGUACCCUUGUGUACCACUGUGUCGGCGUUGACGUGGGUUUCGAAAAUCCAGUUUUUGCCUGCCUUGAAAUGGACUAUGAGGAGGCAGAUGGUGACCCCACUGGAGAAGCUGCCCAAAAUACACACCAAACCCUGACAUUCUAUGAACUUGAUCUUGGAUUGAAUCAUGUCGUUCGGAAAUAUAGUGAACCGCUGGAAGAGCAUGGAAACUUCUUGAUUGCAGUUCCGGGAGGAAGUGACGGCCCCAGUGGUGUCCUUAUUUGCUCUGAAAACUACAUCACAUACAAAAAUUUUGGAGACCAACCGGAUAUUCGGUGCCCUAUUCCUAGGAGGAGGAAUGACUUGGACGACCCUGAGCGUGGCAUGAUUUUUGUUUGUAGUGCACAACACAAAACCAAGUCCAUGUUCUUCUUUCUGGCUCAGACUGAGCAGGGAGAUAUCUUCAAGAUUACCUUAGAAACUGACGAAGACAUGGUAACAGAAAUAAAACUGAAGUACUUUGACACAAUUCCUGUUGCAAUUAGCAUGUGUGUCCUGAAGACUGGCUUUCUCUUUGUUGCUUCAGAGUUCGGCAACCACUGCCUGUAUCAAAUUGCCCGGCUGGGCGAAGAAGAUGAGGAGCCAGAGUUCAGCAGUGCUAUCCCCCUUGAAGAGGGAGACACAUUCUUUUUUGCCCCACGUCCACUGCGCAACUUACUGGCAGUGGAAGAAUUAGACUCUCUGUCACCAGCAUUAGGGUGCACAAUUGCUGACCUGGCGAAUGAGGACACUCCACAGCUCUAUGUGGCGUGUGGCAGAGGACCUCGCUCAUGCCUGAGGGUGCUUCGUCAUGGUCUCGAAGUGUCUGAAAUGGCUGUAUCUGAACUUCCGGGUAAUCCCAAUGCUGUAUGGACUGUCAAAAGAAAGGCAGAUGAGGAUUUUGACGCAUACAUUAUCGUGUCCUUCGUAAAUGCCACUUUGGUGCUGUCUAUUGGAGAGACAGUUGAGGAAGUCACAGAUUCUGGGUUUUUGGGAACCACACCAACUCUCUCCUGUGCGCAGAUUGGUGAUGAUGCUCUUGUUCAAGUGUACCCAGAAGGCAUAAGACAUAUACGUGCAGACAAGAGAGUCAACGAGUGGCGUACACCUGGCAAGAAGGCCAUUGUGAAAUGUGCAGUUAACCAACGACAAGUUGUUAUUGCUUUGACUGGAGGAGAACUUGUCUAUUUUGAAAUGGAUCCAACUGGCCAAUUGAAUGAGUACACAGACCGACGCGAAAUGUCCGCUGAUAUCAUUUGCAUGUCUCUGGCAAGUGUGCCUACUGGGGAACAGAGGUCACGUUUCCUUGCUGUUGGACUGGCAGAUAGUACAGUUCGUAUCAUCUCAUUGGACCCUUCGGACUGCUUGUCUCCAUUGAGUAUGCAAGCCUUGCCGGCAACGCCUGAAUCGCUCUCUAUAGUUGAAAUGGGAGCUGCUGAAUCAGACCCCAGUAGUCAAGGGAUGCUAUAUCUGAAUAUUGGAUUGCAAAACGGAGUCCUGCUGCGUACUGUUUUGGACCAAGUAACUGGUGACCUUUCUGACACUCGAACAAGGUACUUGGGCUCACGCCCUGUGAAGCUCUUCAAAGUCCGGAUGCAAGGCAGCGAUGCAGCCCUGGCCAUGUCUAGUCGUUCAUGGCUCAGCUAUUACUACCAGAACCGCUUUCACCUUACGCCACUGUCCUACGAAACCCUGGAGUACGCAUCUGGGUUUUCUUCUGAGCAAUGCCCUGAAGGAAUUGUGGCAAUUUCCACAAAUACACUAAGAAUUCUGGCAUUAGAGAAGUUGGGGGCAGUGUUCAACCAAGUAUCUACCCCUCUAGAAUACACACCCAGGAAAUUUGUUGUGAACCAAGACACAAACCAUCUCCUCAUCAUUGAGACGGAUCACAAUGCUUACACAGAGAAGAUGAAACAUCAGAGAAAGCAACAAAUGGCCGAGGAAAUGGUGGAAGCAGCUGGGGAAGGUGAACAGGAGUUGGCUGCAGAAAUGGCAGCUGCUUUCCUUAGUGAAACAUUACCGGAAGCUGUCUUUGGAUCUCCAAAGGCUGGAACAGGGAUGUGGGCCUCGGUUAUUAGGGUACUCAGUCCAUCUGAUGGUCACACAGUCUGCAAAGUUGCACUAGAGCAGAAUGAGGCCGCAUUAAGUGUUGCACUAGUUCGGUUUGCAUCUCAGCCCGAUGAGCAAUAUGUGGUGGUUGGUGUUGCCCGUGACCUGCAGCUGAACCCACGUAUAUGCCGAGGAGGCGGCUUGCUCAUAACCUACAGGCUACAAAUUGGGGAGGAUCCGUCGGUGGGGGCAGCCUAUUUGGAAAGGGUGCAUAGCACCCCUGUCGAAGAUGCCCCCACUGCCUUGUGCUCUUUUCAAGGGCGUCUCCUUGCUGGUAUUGGCAAGUGUGUUCGCCUCUAUGACCUAGGUCGAAAGAAGUUGCUUCGAAAAUGUGAAAACAAGUACAUCCCCAAUUUGGUGGUAACACUUCAGAGCAUGGGUAGCCGUGUGUUGGCAGGAGAUGUCCAAGAAAGCUUUUUCUUCCUUCGGUACAAACGCCACGAGAACCAGCUGGUUAUUUUUGCGGAUGAUUCUGUGCCUCGAUGGGUCACAGCUUCGAGCAUACUGGAUUAUGACACUGUUGCUGGUGCUGACAAGUUUGGAAAUGUCUCUAUCAUACGCCUGCCUCCUAGCAUUAGUGACGAGGUUGACGAAGACCCAACUGGAGUCAAGGCCCUCUGGGAUCGAGGUUGGCUUGGUGGCUCAUCACAAAAAGCAGAAGUGAUCUCCAACUUCCAUAUUGGAGAGACUGUGCUCUCUCUCCAAAAGGCAACUCUCAUUCCUGGUGGUUCAGAAUCUUUGGUAUAUACUACCCUUUCUGGCACAGUAGGGGUGCUGGUACCGUUUACUGCACAUGAGGAUCAUGACUUCUUUCAGCACUUGGAAAUGCACAUGAGGGCUGAAAACCCACCACUGUGUGGAAGGGAUCACUUGUCAUUCCGAUCUUACUACUUUCCUGUAAAGAAUGUGAUUGAUGGUGACUUAUGCGAACAGUUCAAUUCUCUUGACCCUUCAAAACAAAAGAGCAUUUCUGAAGAACUCGACAGGAAUCCGAGCGAGGUUUCAAAGAAACUUGAAGACAUCAGGACACGUUACGCCUUCUAAGUGAACAACACACAAUUUAUACUGCUGCAUCAUCAUUCUGUACAUAUGCAUGCAAACAUCCAGUAAAUUGGUCAAAACUCAAAA
Messenger RNA from Ornithodoros turicata, 3881 nucleotides. RefSeq names its product splicing factor 3B subunit 3-like (gene Sf3b3). Gene Ontology annotation, molecular function: U2 snRNA binding; protein binding. Gene Ontology annotation, cellular component: nucleus; U2 snRNP. The record is from RefSeq and is a predicted model, not a curated record. Gene Ontology annotation, biological process: mRNA splicing, via spliceosome. NCBI's taxonomy places the organism in Eukaryota, Metazoa, Arthropoda, Arachnida, Ixodida, Argasidae. Bases 138 to 3797 code for a protein of 1219 amino acids. The transcript has 26 exons.